Messenger RNA from Colletotrichum godetiae, 720 nucleotides. RefSeq lists its product as uncharacterized. The coding region runs from base 91 to 426 and encodes 111 amino acids. The transcript is spliced from 2 exons. Lineage: Eukaryota; Fungi; Ascomycota; Sordariomycetes; Glomerellales; Glomerellaceae. The record is from RefSeq and is a predicted model, not a curated record.
GGCGAAGUACAAAAGCUUGUAGUCAAAAUAGGCGAUCUCCAGGCCGAAUUCUCGCGUCAUGCGAGACAGGUGGAACAUAAUCAGCACCAAAUGGAGAUCACACUAACGCAGAAAGUCUCCCAAGCUGUUCUGCAGGAUGUUACGCGCAUGGUGGACUCCCUUCGCAACAAGACAGAAUCAGAUGCGAUAACGCGACAAAAGUAUGUAGACAAAGUCCAAGACCAAACGAACCAGGCGAUGGCACAAAUUCAUCAAGCAGACCUCGAUAGGCAUAGGGCCAUGCAAUUGAAGGCAACAAAAGUCCGAGCAAGACAUGACGCUGAGAUACUAUAUCUGAAGCUCAUGGCCGAAGGAAAGGCAAAGGACGUAAUGCAGAGACUAGACAAUAUCGAAAACACAAACAACUCCCUCAAGGCAGAGGCAUAGAGAGGGCAAAUGAGUCCACUAAAGUAGAUCUCCGAACCGAAUUCGGCAGCAGCCAAGAGAAAUACCACAUGCAGAUCACCGACGGAUCUGCGGUAACCAUACAAGCAAUAGAGGAUCGGCUCAGGUGCCUCGAACACGCGAAAGGUGCUACGGAAAGUGAUCUAGAGGAGAGAAUCGCGAAAGAGCUGCAAUCCUUCAAGCUAGAGACGGCACAAAAGAUGGGACACAUGGAGAAUAUGUACCACGAAAAGGUCACGACAUUAGCCAAAGAGACAGGAAGACAGCUGGAGGGGC